AUAGCCGUUGCAAAAGAGGACAGCUCAAACGAAAUUCAAAAAAAUUGACCGUUGGGAAUAUAAUCGCCAGUUUUUUUCCCUAUAAGCCCUCCAAGGAAAGGAAGCGUUUUUUUGUUUUUUGCUUUUCCUUCCGACUAAUCCCGGAAAGAAAACCCAAGAAAAAAUGGUGAGAGAAAAGCCAAAACAAACCACCCCGCAAGAUUCAAAGCAAUCGAACCCAAUUGAAAAUAGCCAAAAUGUUGAUAACUUGUUUAGUCCUAGGUUCAAAUCCGCGGCUGCCAUGGCUGGUUGGGACGAAGAAGCCCUGAUCAUUGCUAGUAUCGUCGUGGAAGACACCCCUGAUCGACAAUCUAAACACAAGAAACGCUCUGAUUUGAUUUUCAAGACUCCACCAUCCACCACUUCAAGAAGGAAACGUAGGGCUCAGAGAAGGAGUCCACUUUCAACUCCUAUUGCUCCAUUAAACCUUGAUGAAGAGGAGACUUCAAAACAAGAGAGUAAGAAAGAGUCAAUGGAACAAAGAAUUGAUAUGAAGGAGGAGAAGAAAACAGAAGUAAAUGAACCAUCUGAACAGGUCCCUGGUGCUUCUUGCUCCAGUCCAGUUCUUCGUUGUAUGGAUAAACUUAGAGAAGAGCUUUCCUGUGCAAUUUGUUUGGAUAUCUGCUUUGAACCAAGUACCACUCCUUGUGGCCACAGUUUCUGUAAGAAAUGUUUGAGAUCAGCUGCAGAUAAAUGUGGGAAGAGAUGCCCAAAGUGCCGGCAGCUAAUAAGCAAUGGAAGAUCUUGCACUGUCAACACGGUUCUUUGGAAUACAAUACAGCUUUUGUUUCCCAAAGAGGUUGAAGCAAGGAAGGCUGCUGCAGCCUUAAACAACCGGCAAGUUGAGUGUCAAAGUCCCAGGAGGAGUCGAAGUAUUAGACCUCCAAUUGUCUAUACCAGAGACGCAAGUGUGAGGAGAAGAGGAGUGGUAGUGAUGAGCCAAGAUGAGGAUGCAGCAUUGGCUUUAAGGCCGCAGAGAGAGGAUUUUUCACGGUCGGAUACAACUACAAGCAUGAGUAGAAGAAGAAGGGGGACACCAAGCCAAGAUGAGGAUGCUGCAUUAGCUUUUAGGUUGCAACGAGAAGAAUUCAUGGAGUCUUUUAGGGGGACUCAUCAGCAAACAAGAACCUCACUUUCUUCAGCUAGAGCAAAUUUGAGAGCAAUGGCAUCCCGAGCCGUUAACAUUCGAAUGAGAGGCCGGCCUAUAUAAGCAUAGCCCUUCAAUUCAAGCUUCAUGUUCUUACCAAUAUUUGAUUAUAUAUGUUACUUCCAAUGUAAUGUAAAUUGGGCAACAAAAAAUACUAAUCAUUUGAAGUGUACCUUUCUACUUCUUUCCUGAUCUUAAGAUUUCAUCACGUUGCAUACUAGUUUUUUCUGUCAAACUGUGUUCCUGAUUCAAUGUUAUUGUUUUCAGCUACUCUUAACCGAAAAUUUGGUCUAUUGGCAAUUCUUACAAAGUAAUAUUAAACUCAGCUGAUUCGUUCGACUACCUUAAGAGAUAACAUCAAU
Messenger RNA from Durio zibethinus, 1548 nucleotides. RefSeq lists its product as uncharacterized. Gene Ontology annotation, cellular component: site of double-strand break; nucleus. Gene Ontology annotation, molecular function: metal ion binding; nucleosome binding; ubiquitin-protein transferase activity. NCBI's taxonomy places the organism in Eukaryota, Viridiplantae, Streptophyta, Magnoliopsida, Malvales, Malvaceae. The record is from RefSeq and is a predicted model, not a curated record. Gene Ontology annotation, biological process: double-strand break repair.